Molecule: messenger RNA, 732 nt
Organism: Enterobius vermicularis (human pinworm)
Lineage: Eukaryota; Metazoa; Nematoda; Chromadorea; Rhabditida; Oxyuridae
Source: the annotation of a GenBank genome assembly
AUGACUUAUUAUGUCUAUCUGAUGCUUGCUGCAUUCUUAGCUUCUCCAGCACAAGCUGAUGUUACGAAUGAAUUAAAGAAAUGCACUUCUGACAAAGACUGUGAAGGAGAUUACAUAUGCGAUGCAGAAGAAAAACUUUGCGUUUGUAAACUUGGCAAUGGCAGAGUAGACAUUUGCGAUACCGACCAGAAGUGUGUUAAAGGCAUUGGAUGUAAGUAUUUUUGCAAGGACGUCGAAUGUAAGCUUUAUACGGCAGACGGCUGCGACUACAAUAAUGGCUCAUGCGGGUGCGGCAUUAAUCCCCCCUGUACCGGAAUAGAUGUGUGCAGCAAUAGUGUUUGCAUACCUGAAUAUCAGGAACCUUGUGGGUGCGCAUCUAUCUGUGACAGUUGUGUAGAGCCUGAAAUACCAUCUGCCAACGCCGGAACUUCCACAGCAAGAAUCACUACUGCAACUACCACAAAACCGACCACUACUACAAGUACUACAAAACGGACCACUACUACAACUACUGCAAAACCGACUACUACUACAACUACUACAAAACGGACCACUACUACAACUACUACAAAACGGACUACUACUAAAACUACUGCAAAACCGACCACUACCACAUCUGGAUCCUGCAAAGAUGAUUCGCAAGGCUGUGCAAAAAAUCCAAAUAUAUGUACAGACUCUGCAUAUGCGGCGCUCGUGAAAAAAGUCUGUCGGAAGACUUGCAGAUUUUGCUAA